GUAUCUAAAAAAACUUUGCCUAAUCCAAGGUCAUCCUACUUUUUCUUCUGAGUCUUAUAGUUUUAGUCCUUAUAUCUAGGUUUAUGAUCCAUUUUGAAUUAAUUUUUUUUUUUUUUUUUUUUGAGAUGGAGUCUUGCCCUGUCGCCCAGGCUGGAGUGCAGUGGCACGAUCUCGGCUCACUGCAAGCUCCGCCUCCCAGGUUCACGCCAUUCUCCUGCCUCAGCCUCCAGAGUAGCUGGGACUACAGGCGCCUGCCACCACACCCGGCUAAUUUUUUGUAUUUUUAGCAGAGAUGGGGUUUCACCAUGUUAGCCAGGAUGGUCUCGAUCUCCUGACCUCAGCUCCGCCCGCCUCAGCCUACCUUAGUGCUGGGAUUACAGGCAUAAGCCACCGUGCCUGGCCUUGAAUUAAUUUUUGUAAAUGAUGUCCAACUUCAUUCUCUUCCUUGUGGACAGCCAAUUGUCCCACAUCAUUUGUUGAAAAGACUAUUCUUUCCCUUGUUGAACUGUCUUGGCACCCUUGUUGAAAACUAAUUGACAACAUUUUUUCAAAGAUAAUACCUAGUUUAGGCAAGAGUGAGGGGAAGUCUUGUACACUGCUAACGGGAGUAUAAAGUAGUAGCCUUUGAAGGGCAAUUUGACUAUGUAAUAUACCAGUUUGAAAUGUGUACACUCUGAUUCAGGAACUGCACUUCUAAGAAUUUAUUCCAAGGAGCAAAAUGUAUUCAACGAUGUUAUGUAUAAUAGUAAAUAACUGGAAGUAAUCUAAAUGUCUAUCAGUAGGAGACCAGGUGAGUAAAUUAUUCUCCAGUCCGUACAAUAAAAUACGAUGCAGCCUUUAAAAAUGAAGUAGAUCCAGCUUACUGACUGAGCAAUCUCUGUGACCCAUUGCUUAGUGAAAAUGAAAAAUGUAUUAUAGAGUAUCAUUUAUAGAAUUCCAUUUAUAUAAAAUUAUAUAUAUGCAUCUUCAUUGAUAGAGUAAUAGCUUGGAAAAUAUUCACAAAAAUGUUAACAGUAGUCCCUCUAAGUAAUGGGAUUUUGGCUGGCUUUUAUUUUCUUAUUUAUACUUUUUUGCAUUGCAUAAAUUUGCUACAUGAAUGUGUAUUGUCCUUCUGCCCAGAAAAAGAAAACAAAUUUUCAUUUUUGUAGAAGAAUAUCUUCAAGGAAUAUAUAUUGUAGAAGAUUAUUCAAUGACAUGGAAAUAUGUCUAUAAUAUAUUGUUAACUAAAAAGCAGGUUAUACUAUCCCACUUUUGAAAAAUAUGUUUAACUGUGAUAUUUCCUAGGUAUUAUACUUUUUUCACUUCUAUAUGUGAAAUAUCUCUUAAAAUUGACAUGAAUAUUUGAUGUUGUGGGUUCCCCCUCCCUCCCUCCUGAAAAGGUCUUACUAAUGAGAUGAUGCUUCUCACUAUCUGAGACUUGAGAAAAUGCCAUAUGUGUGUAGAGAAAAGACUGGAGGAAUAGACAACAAAACAUGAACAGUGCUUGGCCCUUUAAAAAAGCCUUGGAUGGAAAUUCUUAUUUUCUUCUCUGUAAGUAUAGUUUCCAAGUUUUCUAUAGUACAUGCAUAAAUAAACAUAAAAAGAAGCCAGGGGCCUAGAUGCCCUUAUUUUCAAGGAUAAGGAUAUUUGCUACUUGCAGCCUUUAUCAAAAUAAGAGACUAGCAAAUUUAGGACCACGCAAGCCACCUCAGUAGUGCCAGGGUCUAGAGUGAAAGAGGACUAAAGCACAGGCCCACAGAGGGGUGCCUGGUUGGACAGGAGCAGGUAAGGCAAGCUGGGGAACAGAUGGCAGAAUUCAGUCAGCAGGAGCUGGACUCUUGGAUCAGUCUCAGUUCCAUGUGGACAAGGAAAUCCCUGUGAGGUAUGAGAGGGUCCAGACGGCAGGAUGCUGGCUAAUUAUGGAGAAGGGCACUUUGAUAUUUUCCAGUGUAGCUCAGGAGCAUGUUCCAAGUUCCUCAAGAGAGACCAAGGACUGUGUGAAGCAGAAAAUGAGCCUCACUAUUUGAGAUUUAAAAACAUAUUUCCCCCUUAGCCAAAGGGGUAGCACAUGGAGCAGAGAUGGAAACAGCAGAAUGUUCCUAGCCUUGGAAGAGGCUUGCAGACUCUGGGAUGCUGCUUGGGUAAGGAAGGGACUCAGGCUUGCAGUGACUGCGGCUGGGGUGCAGAGAAAAGUGAAAGGCACUCAGCUUCUCUAAUGUAAUUAUGUCCAACCCUCAAAAGUUCUGAGAUGAGCAGCCUGAGGCCCAGAGAGGCUAUAUGUUUUGCCCUAGAGCACACAGCCAGUAAGUGGUAGAGUGGGAUUCUCGUCUCACUGAAGUCCUUCUAAAAGGGAAAACCACUGAAGAAAGUUAUAUUAAUACAGAUUUAUCAUAAUGAUAGGUGGAAAAAGCAAGUUUCUAAAAAAAAUCUUCAAUCUGAUCCCAACACUGAAAAACAAUAUGUAUAGUAUAGAAAAAAAUUGCAAGGAUAUACAACUUAAUGGUGGUUAUAUCUCAAUGGCAGGAACUUUUAAAUUUAUUUUCUAUUUUUUAAUUUUCUUUGCACAGUGAGCAAGUAAACCUUUUUAAAACAGGAAAAAAGUUUUUUUUUUUCAGAAGCAGUUGUGAGGACUAGUCGAUCAAAGUAAUGAGAAUGAAUUACAGUGAGCCCUUAAUGACAAGAGAAAUCUAGCUUCUUAGUAGUUAUAUGAAUUUCAGCAAACCUACUUGGCUUUGCUGAGUCUGUUUCCUAAAUACUAAAAAAGGUGGAUUAUCAUCCUGCCCGGGGAGCUGUUGCUAGGAUUAACUGAGAAGCAGUGUACACAAAAGUCCCAUGCACAGCACUUGGCAUAAGGAUGGUGCUUAAUAAAUAUUAGACCUGACUCUUGGUAGUCAUAGCUCUUCCUUGCUGCACCAGGAAGGCAUAGCACCUCUAGCUGGUUCAGAUAGCAGAAAGGAACCUGGGCAGGGGCCCGUUACUGGGCCUAGAGCUUCCUGUACACCUGACACAUUCCCCUCCUCUGUUUUUACCAUGUGAAGACUAACAGGAUCUCCUCCCUUAACCCAUUUUCACCUAUUUGCCUCUCCCUCUCCCCUUGUCUCAAUAAUCUCAGCUGCCUAGAUAGUAUUUUUUAGUACAUGUGACACUAUUUUCAACAUAACAUACAUUUGCAAAGCAUCUGCUAUGUUCUAAAGAUGGACCCAAGGUCCUCCUCUCCAUUCCUAUCAUCCAGAAAUACUUGUCUGAGUUCUAAUUGAGAAGUUAGAUCCUUCAAUAACUACCAUUUGUUGCCGAACUGCAAUAAUAGAGGUACACACACUAAGUUGUGGAAACUCCGGGCUGGGGAAGAGAUAUGUUCUUACCAGUGUAUGCACAUGAGUGUAGAAGAGGACGGGAAGAAUGGAAGUAUUUAAAGAGUAAUCAUUUCCUCACUCUAUAUUAUAUAUCAGCUUCAUAUACUGUCGUUACUAAAAUGUGCCCAUUCUGUUAAGCUGGUUUCAGAGCUAGUUAAAUCAAUGACCUAGUAGGGCCGUUUCCUCUCAUCUUCAGAUUUAUUAAAGUCUGUCCACAGCCACAAAGUUUGUGGGGAAGGCUCAAGUCAUCUGAUGACAAGUAACAUGCUGUUGCUGAGGCAGGGGGGUGGGGCACAGGUCCAAGGAGUUACAAACUGGCUCGGAGUGUUCUGCUCAGACAUUUUAGAGCUUUUUGGAAUACAUAGCCAUUCUGAUUAACAGGCAGUUUUAAGGCUCAAGGGGUGCCAAAACCUGGCAUUAUUUGAUAUUUUUAUUACUUACUGGUCAAACGUUAACAUCAAUGGAAGUAAAAAGAAGUUCAUUCUUAGUUUGGUCUAACGAACUGUUUUUACAUUUCCUUAUUCCCUUUCAGCCUUUGUUGAAAUCCAUAAAUCCAUGGACAUGAUAAUACUUGCAGAUUAGAUAUAAUUGAAUAUUCUACAUCUUUCUCACACACAGAUGCAUACAGAGAAUGAUGUUAAGUGCAGCAAUAUUCAAAACCCAGGCGCUGUGACAACAGCCCCUUCAGGCCUGUAGACUGACAGUCCCGUAGAAGAUGUUGGCAGGGCAAUGAGACACACCCUGCUCUGCCUGUGUUAUUUACGCCUCUGGCAGUGAAGCCCCUGACAAAGAAGCAUGUCACUGGAACACAUGCUCUUUGUUCACAGAGGUGCAUGCCAGCACCGGCUGCGUAAGAACGGACAGUGCCGUGUCUGUAGUCUCUCCUCCUUUGGCUCUUUUGCCUUCUAUUUGCAGCACAUUGUGGCUAUGUUUAUUAAUUACUUUGUGGCUUAAUACUAUAAAACACACAUCUAUCCUGUGAGCUAUGUACCCUAGGGAAAGAGUCCUUCAUACCCUCCAGUUGGCCAUAAAGAGAGGACAGAGUCUCAAGAUUUGCCCUGAUGCUAAGGAUUAAUACCACCUCCUCCGGGAGCCAUCAGGUUACCACUCUCUAGCACAGAGCUACCACGUUUAAGACUCCUUCAGCACCAUCCCCCCUUUUCCUGCACGAGGACACUUGCAUGCUGUUUGGUAUUAAAAGCCCUCUGCAACUGUUCCCAACCUACAGCACCAAAGUAGCCCCCCACCAUGCUAUGACUCCACUCUAGCCAGACUGAUGAUGUAGCAGAAGAUGGUGGGCUGUGGAGUCAGACCUAUCUGGGUCUAAAUCCUAGCUCUGCUUCUUGCUGGACGUGCAGCUUAAGAUUCCUGAGCUCCUCAUCUGUAAAAUGAUUAAAUUAUCACCUACUUCAGAAAGUUGUCUGAGAAUUAGAGAAAUAUCAAGCCCCUUAAAGCAGAUCCUCAAUAAUAGCUUGUUGGCUCAUGAAACCGAUUUUUUGUUUUGUUUUGUUUGGUAAAAGCCCUCAUUGCAUAGCCCUGUGGUUCUCAUAACCUUAGUUACAGACCUUUUGUAACCCUGAGAACAUCUGUCUCCAUUUUCCCUUGUCAUAAAGACGUCUGCUGAGACUACAAAAGGAGUCAGGGAACUACUACUAGAAAGUUUUUCUUUUCCCAUAUUCUUUCUAAAACUUUCAUCUUCAAAUGUUAACUCAGUAUUUUAAAAGCUGAUAUAUAAUUGGUUUACAGCUAAGUUUGGGUUGUUUGCCACUAAAACUUAGGUAAAAUAGGAAAGGGGGCACUUUCUUAACUUCCAUAAAACUUUGUUAAUACAUAGAAUUUCAAGUUUUUCUUUAACAAAUUGUUCUUAGUUUUUGGUGCUUCUUGUCAGUACGAUCUUCUUAGAUUGUAUUUGAUUUGACACAUUAUGUAUUCACUUAUUGUACGCUGAAUAUAACGUCAUUCCCCGGUGUUCUGCAAAGCACAACACUCAUCCCGAUCUGGUGCUCUAACCCCUGGGACCCUUUGGGCCAGACCAUGACAAAGGCUGCCUGCCAGGUUUCAGCGAAACUUAGACCACCAAGAAUUUACACACCUCACAGGGGUGCCCUAAGGAAUAAAUGAGAUUAAAAAAAAAAGUCUGCGGGGAAACCCUGAGGCCCUAUUAGAAAUGCUAAUCGUUUCCUUCUCUAGCUCCUAUUAAAAUGUUAGAAAACCGAGGGAGACUCUCCUGAACAGGGUGGGGAUGCUCGGCUGCUCUGUGGCUUAGCAAGCGACCCCAGCUGCCCUGCUAGGGCCGGCCGGCCGCGAUUCCGUCCCGACGGGGGGGAUCCUCGGCGGCACUACGGACGCCACUCUGCCAAGGAGGCAGCGGGGUUCGGCCUGUUGGCCCCAGACUGUGUGGCAGGCAAAAGGUGAACGUCAAAGCUUGUCCCCGGCUUCUUCACAUCUCGCGCCUCCGCGGGCGUCCGGCUGCCCCCGUGAGCCUCCCCGGAUGGACUGGGUUUUAGGGACCCCCGAAGCCGGACUGCAAAGCUUCCCACCAGCCCUUCCCGCGAACCUUCCAGCCCGGGCUGCAAGCCCAGCUCCGGGCGCGACGAGGUGGGGCCGGGGGGAGGAGGAGUCUCAGCGCGGCGGGGGUCGGGGGGCGGGGAAACCCCCCCACCCACGAGAAAGGUCUUACAUCAGCCGCCCCACGUGCAAUCGGAGAGAGGGAGGAAGUCGCUCCUCUAUUCGGGCUGCGCCUUUCCCCAGCCUCCGCCCCGCCCGCCGCGAGUCUCCCCGCCCCGCCUUGGUGCAGCCGCGGCCGCCGAGCCGAGCAGCGCCGCGCGGGGCCGAGUGGAGCCGAGCAGCUGCCGCGCCGCGUCGCCGGUUUAAGCGCAGUGCAGGCCGCGGCCGGGGGCGGCGGUAGUGAGCCCAGCGCUGCGCUCCAGCCCCCUUUUCCCUCCAUGGUUUCUCUCCGCUCCCGUGAGUAACUUGGCUCCGGGGGCUCCGCUCGCCUGCCCGCACGCCGCCCACCACCCAGGACCGCGCCGCCGGCCUCCGCCGCUAGCAAACCCUUCCGACGGCCCUCGCUGCGCAGGCCGGGACGCCUCUCCCCCCUCCGCCCCCGCCGCGGAAAGUUAAGUUUGAAGAGGGGGGAAGAGGGGAACAUGGACAUGAAGAGGAGGAUCCACCUGGAGCUGAGGAACCGGACCCCGGCAGCUGUUCGAGAACUUGUCUUGGACAAUUGCAAAUCAAAUGAUGGAAAAAUUGAGGGCUUAACAGCUGAAUUUGUGAACUUAGAGUUCCUCAGUUUAAUAAAUGUAGGCUUGAUCUCAGUUUCAAAUCUCCCCAAGCUGCCUAAAUUGAAAAAGCUUGAACUCAGUGAAAAUAGAAUCUUUGGAGGUCUGGACAUGUUAGCUGAAAAACUUCCAAAUCUCACACAUCUAAACUUAAGUGGAAAUAAACUGAAAGAUAUCAGCACCUUGGAACCUUUGAAAAAGUUAGAAUGUCUGAAAAGCCUGGACCUCUUUAACUGUGAGGUUACCAACCUGAAUGACUACCGAGAGAGUGUCUUCAAGCUCCUGCCCCAGCUUACCUACUUGGAUGGCUAUGACCGAGAGGACCAGGAAGCACCUGACUCAGAUGCCGAGGUGGAUGGUGUGGAUGAAGAGGAGGAGGACGAAGAAGGAGAAGAUGAGGAAGACGAGGAGGAUGAGGAUGGUGAAGAAGAGGAGUUUGAUGAAGAAGAUGAUGAAGAUGAAGAUGUAGAAGGGGAUGAGGACGACGAUGAAGUCAGUGAGGAGGAAGAAGAAUUUGGACUUGAAGAAGAUGAAGAUGAGGAUGAGGAUGAAGAGGAGGAAGAAGGUGGGAAAGGUGAAAAGAGGAAGAGAGAAACAGAUGAUGAAGGAGAAGAUGAUUAAGACCCCAGAUGACCUGCAGAAACAGAACUGUUCAGUAUUGGUUGGACUGCUCAUGGAUUUUGUAGCUGUUUAAAAAAAAAAAAAAAAGGUAGCUGUGAUACAAACCCCAGGACACCCACCCACCCAAAGAGCCAAAGAAUAGUUCCUGUGACAUUCCGCCUUCCUUCCAUGUAGUCCCUCUUGGUAAUCUACCACCAAGCUUGUGGACUUCACCCCAACAAAAUUGUAAGCGUUGUUAGGUUUUUGUGUAAGACUCUUGCUGUAGCGUGGAUAGCUGUGAUUGGUGAGUCAACCGUCUGUGGCUACCAGUUACACCGAGAUUGUAACAGCAUUUUUACUUUCUGUACAACAAAAAAGCUUUGUAAAUAAAAUCUUAACAUUU
Molecule: messenger RNA, 7616 nt
Organism: Gorilla gorilla gorilla (western lowland gorilla)
Lineage: Eukaryota; Metazoa; Chordata; Mammalia; Primates; Hominidae
Gene: ANP32B
Product: acidic nuclear phosphoprotein 32 family member B
Exons: 7
Coding region: 6482-7234 (250 amino acids)
Biological process (GO): regulation of apoptotic process
Cellular component (GO): nucleus
Molecular function (GO): histone binding
Source: RefSeq, a predicted model, not a curated record